Molecule: messenger RNA, 4264 nt
Organism: Vitrella brassicaformis
Lineage: Eukaryota; Vitrellaceae
Source: the annotation of a GenBank genome assembly
GGAAGCACCGUGAACCAUGGCGCAUAUGCAGUCGAAUCAAGGUGACACCACUGAGACGAACGCCGGAGAAAAUCCGAAGAAAUGUCACCUGAUUGCUGUGUGUAUGUUCCUCUCCCCGGCAGGCCUCCCUCCCGGCAUGCUGCCGGGCAUGAUCCCAGGCUUCAGUCGACCCCCAGCGGCUCCCAUGGCGCCUCAGAGCCAGCCGCCCCCUCCUCCCAACCCUCCCCCUGCUGCACCAGCACCCGCACCGGCCUACUUCCCCACUCCCACGCCCAUCCGGCCCAUGCAGUAUCCCGCCGUCCCCCAGGCGUUCAACCCUGCCGUCAUGGCCACCGCUCCAUCGGCAUUCAGCCAGCCGAGGCCACCGCCGAACGCCCCAGUGGUGUCAUCUCAGGGGCAGGGGCGGUUCCCACAGCCGAGGCCGCCUAGCAAGGAGCAGCAGCUCGAGGAUCUCCAGAACACCCUGUGCGUGAGCAGAGAGGGAGGGGUGGGUGUAGGAGCGAUGAAGGAUUUUCACUGUCGAUUGGUGGUUUGGUGUGCAGGAAGGAUGCGCGAGGUUGGCUGCGUCAGGUGACCAAGGUGCGGUGCUGCAAGUUGCGGGGGCUGUGCUACGAGUGCAUGAAGGCCAAAUCCAUGCCUGUCGACGACCGGCAGUAAGCAGACACACAGGCAGACGGACAGACAGACAGGGAGGGAGGGAGAGAUCCAUAGAGGCACAGUCGUACGUGCAUUGUGUGUGUGUGUGGUCUGUGCGUGUGUGUGUGUAUGUGUGUCAGUUACGAGGCCAUUGUGUGGGCCGGGUCAGCGCAGCUGUGCUCUGGUAAGGAAGGGCGAGACCAAGGCUGCCUGACACAAACCCACUGCUCACCGGUGGCAUCAUCCAAUCCAUGUGUUUGCGUGUGAGCGUGUGUGUGCAGGGUGUUACAGCAAGAUGAAGAAGCAGCUGAAGCACCGCCCACUGUGUCAGUUCUGCAGGAGGUCGUUCAUCCCACUCUCGUGCUACCAAGCGGUCAGUAGCCGGCCGGGGUGGGUCGGUGGUUCGGUGGUCAUCUCAUCCCAUUCAAUUCACGUACGUGUGUGUUGCCCUUCCCUCCCUCCCUCCCUUCCUCCCUCCCUCCCCACAGGAGUCUGUUCGCGGCACGUAUCAGGCCACCUGCAACGAGUGCUUCGCUGCAUACCGGGAGAACGCGUCAGAAGUCUCCAAGUCAGUCACCAUACCACAGCAGAGCACAAUAUAGUCCCUGGAUGGACGGAUGGAUGGAUGGAUACCCACACACAUGAGAUGGCCGUUCGCUCCUGUGCCGUCCGUGGUCAGGUGUGCGUUUUGCGAGUUGGAGGCCGCCUUCGGCGAGAGGAUGUACUGUGCCGAGUGCGAUCGACAGAAGAGCCAGUGAGUGAGCCACACAGGGAGGGAGGGAGGGAGCAUCCAUUUAUCCACACCCACACAUGGCUGGACAUCCUGCGUCGUGUGUGCGUGUGUGCGUCAGGUAUGGCCCGCCUCGUGAGUGUCAGUGGUGUCGCAAGACCUGCGCCUUCGACAAGGGCGAGCCCAAACGAGCACAGGUACACCCCACCCACUCGCACACACCCACCCCCCACACACGCCCACAGAUAUGAUGGAUUCAAAAUGCUGCCUGCCUGCCUGCCUGCCUGGCUCUCUCUCUCCCUCUCUCUCUCUCUCUGUGUGUGUGUGUGUGUGUGUCCGAUCGGUCAGUUUGGCGGCCGUCUGUUGUGUUACCACUGUUCCCUGCAGUACAACAAAAUCGUCAAGGAGAUCGCAGCCACCGAACCUGACCGCAUCAAACGACACGAGGCCACCUUAAGCAGUGCACGCCCUCCCCCCCAUCCACACCUCACCCACACACACACACCCUGCCCUGCCCAUUGUGCUCACAGGAGCGUGAGAUAGCCCGUCUGGAGCAGCGGUACGAGGACCACAACCGCCGCAAGCGCGAGGCGCGUGAACGUGACGAGGCCGACCGCGCCCGUGCGCAGGAGCAGCGGCGGCAGAAGGAGGAGGAGGAGAGGCGCCGGGUGCUCAGCCAGACCAACAUCAGCCUCCCUGAGGAGCAGUAUCUCGACGCCAGGAACAGGGGCGUCUAUGAGGAGAUCAAUCCUGACAACAGGACCGAGGCCGAACAAGUCAUGGAACUGUGAGUGAGGCCGAUUGUUGCAAUGCACUGCAUUCUCUUGACAGAGAGGUGAAAGACAUAGAUCAUGGUGCGGCCCUUUGUGUGUGCAGGGGUGCUGUCCUGCGUGGCGAGGUGGCUGUGAUCGAGGCCCAGGUCGAUACCAUCGACAAGGCGUACCAACACAAGGUGGGGAAAUAAAAGACACAGGCCGCCAGCACACCACACUACUACACCAUGUCUGUCUGUCUGCUGGUGUGUGUGUGAUCGGUGCAGAAGAGUGAGGGCGAGAAGAUCCUCAAGGAGCAGGAGAAGAUCACCGAGGGACUGGUAAGUGAGUCGCACCCCCAAUCCACCCAUCCAUCCGUCCACUAUGUAUGUCUGUCUGUAUGGCUCUCUCUCCUCAUCCCUUCAGUCGAUGGCCGCCGACCGUGCCGAGCAGCGGGCCCGCGACGAGACGGCGGAUCGCAAGGCGCAGCUCAAAGAAGCCAAACAGGAGAAAGCGGUCAGCCAGCCAGCCAGCCAGCCAGCCAGCGAGCCACCUACAACAACACACAGAGACCCUUAUGGUCAUCCGCCAUCGGUCCCCUCUCUCCCUGUGUGUGUGUGUGUGUGUGCAGAAUAAGGAGAGUGAGUGGGAGGGCAUCACCAAGGACCUCCGGGCCGAGCAGCAGCAGGCCGACCGGGAGACCAAAUCACUCAACCAAAAGGCGCAAAAGUAAGUGACCGACGCCACAACCACAGACACCCACAGACCCCCCCUCCCCCCUCCCUCCUUUCACACACACACGCAAAUCUGUUCUGUCCGUGGCGCAUGCAGGUGUGCGAAGGACCGUGUCGCGCGCGAGUCGGAGCUGCCGGACCUGUUUGUCCGCGUGAAGCGUCUGUUCAUGAAGGAGCGCGAGAUCCACAAGCAGCUAGAGGCCGGGGAGACGCCCAUAUCUGAGGAGGGCGAGGAGGAGGAGGACGACGACGAGACCGCCGACGGCAUCACACUCAAACUCGCAGAGGAAUUCCUCCAGGAAUAUGCCGUGAGCGAGAUAAGGGAGCACGACACGGCACGAGCCUGGCCGUCACGCUGUGUGUGUGUGUGUGUGUGUCAGGAUGAGAUCUCCAAGCUGUUUGAGCGCGAGCAGGAGGAGCAGAAGGCGGCUCUCGUGCAGAUCAAGCCCCUCGGCCCCUCCCCCUCCCCCUCCCACCCCCCAUCAGCCAAACACCGCCAGAGAGGCCCCCGCGUCAUCACCACCACCACCACAGCACAGCAGCCGAGCGGCAGCGAAGUCCAGCCACCACCACAGAAGGGCAGGAAGCGCGCCGCACCACCACCACCGGCACCCCCAGGACCACACAAGCCACCCCCCGAAGACGAGCCUUCCCACCCAUCCAAGAAGCAUCGAUCGCAGGACAGCCGCGAGGAGGCGCAGGAGGAGGAGGACGGUGGCGGCAAGAUGGAUGUGGACGAAGAGGCAGAGGAGGCAGAGGAGGAGGGCGAGGACGCGGAUGCGGCUAAUAGUGGUGAGGAGAAGGUGUCCAAGAAGGAGCGCAAGAAGCGUCGCAAGGAGGAGAAGAAGGCCCGCAAGAAGGCCAAGAAGGAGGAGAAGAAACGACGCAAGACCAAGAAGCGGUCGUCCCGGGGCAAGAAGGCAUCCGACGAGGCAGACGAGGACGAGCAGGGCGACGAGAGCAAGGCUGCUGAGGAGGGGGAGGGGGAGGGCGCGAGCAGUGCCGCUGCCGGCGGUAGCGGUGCUGGGGACGGCGAUGGAGGAGGCAGGAGCAAGGGCAGCAACGAGGGGCCGGGUGAGGAGAGUGAGGACAGCGACGCGCCGCUGAAACCCAUCAAGAAGAAGGUCAGCAAUACAUAAAGAUGAUCACACACACGCGGCACCCCUGUGUGUGAUUGGUAUGUGGGGUGUGUGCAGGGCCGUCUCAAGAAGCGCCCAGAGGAGGCCGCCUGACUGGAGGACAGGACUACUGAUAUACUCUAGUGGCUGUGUAACCUCACACACACCGUACGUGGCCUCAUGUGUGGGUGGGUCGGUGGGUGUGGGACGGUCAUGCGAUUGAUUGCGAUGGACGAUGAGUGGAUGGUGUUUGAAUGAAUGGGCUGUUUGAUGCGAUGAAUGCUCAAGAUGUGG